Molecule: messenger RNA, 5008 nt
Organism: Oncorhynchus mykiss (rainbow trout)
Lineage: Eukaryota; Metazoa; Chordata; Actinopteri; Salmoniformes; Salmonidae
Source: RefSeq, a predicted model, not a curated record
CCCAGCCAUAGAUCUGUGUGUGCGCAUGAGAAAGGGAAUAGUGAGAGAGAAAGAGGAAGCGAGAGAGAGAGUGAGAGAGGGAGGGAGGAAGAGAGGAAGGGAGAGGGAUAGUUGGACAGAGUGCUGAACGUAGGGCAGUGCAUCAUUGUGUUAUGAUGUGAGCAGGGAGACAGGAAGGAGGAGAGGGACCAAAGUAAGAGGAGGAGAGAGGGAAUAAACUGAGAACGCAGCUGGACUACAUGUCUAGUCUGAGGGAGCCAGAUUAGUGGUGACUCAGAGCUUUUGGAAUACUUACCAGAAGGGAAUAUGGCUUUGCACCACUGUUAGACUGCAUAGUGUAUGCUCAUGUGAGUUUGUGGGUGCCACGGAGGGACUGAAAGGGAGAAGGAGUUCAACCUCAUCAAAAAGGAGUCACCCAGUGCCCCCCUCCUCAAAGACUUGGAGUAAAGGAGUACAGGGGAGGGGGGCAAGGUGGAGAGGAGGCCAGGUGGAGAGGUGGGCCCCCACGUCUGGACGCAGAACACCUAAAGGACAAAGUGAAACGUGCCACAGCUCAACCCAAGGUUUGACAAAUGCUGACAAUGAUGUGAUGGUGAUGGUGGACACAAGCUCUCCUGGGUUUUCAGGCCACUGAGUCAGUCGGCCAGGUGAUGGGGAGACGGGCGGCUGACCUGACCACUCCUGUGCCAGUACUGGGAGUUCCUGCCCUGGUGGGGGUGCGUGGUUGGAGUACAGCAGGGGGGGAGAGGGCUGGGGGAGUGCUGCCACUGACAUGGGGUCCCCACUGCAGUAUCGGAGUGCAGACUUCACCCGGCAUGAGAGCUCCACCCAUCUUGCACGGGACAAAACUAACAGGCACAUUCCCCAGUCAAUCAGAAAGAAGCAUUACUCCUACAUGCAAUGGCUACAUCCCAAAAAAGGCAAAGGAAGAGGAGGGAAUCAGACAGACUAAGAGUUUCAGACAAAGAGGUGUUCUUUCAAAACAGAGGAGUUUAGAUUCCAAGACCAAAAAAGGUGUGACAUUUGAAGAAAUUUCCAGUGAACUUACAGAGAAUGUGGUCUUCAACAAAUGGAAAAGUGGGACUUAUUGCUAUGCCCGGGCAAUCAAGACUAACCCACACCUUAAAGGGAGGCGGGACUUGCGCUACACAAAUGGCAGCGUAGUUGACUCGGAGGCUAUAGGAGGGAUUUGUAUUGAUGGCAGUGAUGAGGCGGAGCCUGUCUCGACCAUGUCCUCUCGAGGAAGGGACCAAUCAAAACCUAAAGAACAUUCUGUGGCACAUUCAUAUUGUGGGAAUGCAAAACGACUACCUGCUCCCCCACCUCUCUGGAUGCUCCAGGAAAUGUGCAGACACUGUGGAGGGAGACAGACUGUGGUCCCUGGAGCUGGAGAUGAAGAUGCCAGUCUGGAAGUUAAGAGCACUUCCUCUGCAUGCCCUGAAGGAACAACAGCCAUGAAAACACCUAUUUCACUCACAGACAGAAACCACCUUCUCCCUUCACAUACUGAGAAAGAGAGGAACUCUACAUGCUCCACUCCGAGGCUUGCAGACAGGGAUCUGAUACAAAGACAGCCGACACAAACAGAAUCUCAAUCCACCCACCCCCGCUGUAAACCCAUAAUUUACAACAACAAAGACAGGAAGCCCAACCUGCCUGCAAACCCAGCGCCUGCAUGGAAAACCAAAGAUCUGAAACAGACUAAUGGUUAUACCUCACAUUAUACAUACCCCCUGCAUACCUCUAUCAGAGACCCAGUAGAAACCCUAGUUACACCUUCACAUACACACUCAGACAAGCCAACCCACCAAAGAACCAUCUUACACACAAAAUCUAUUACAGUCACUAAGGCAACUAUUGAACCCAGGCGUGCAGAUGCCAACACCCUUGAGACCCCAUCUCACUGGAGUAAAAUUCCUCGACCGAAAAUACUCAAAAUGUAUCCUCAGAUCGCAAUAGCCACCAGGGCAAACACGCCACACGCACACCGUAAACAUCCAAAGACACCCACACACCCAAAUACACAGCCCAACCCAUCAAACACAUCAUGUACAUCUACUCACCCUUACCGUCCAAACACACCAUACAGAACUUUUCCUCCAAGCCAUGUUAACCCAUCCCAUGUUAUUAGAGCCCCUAAGCCUGAAAACACAACACCACGGUCUAACACUGCUACAACAUUACAUAGAAGUGCACCCCCUUACCCUGCUAACACACACGCAACUAAACCCCUUAACUCUGCAAACUCACAUACAGCUACACCUCCCACCCCUGAAAGCACACUGACGACAACCACAAAACUCCUAAACAGUGCUACUAAAACGAUACAUAGAACAACACUCCCUAGCCUCGCUAACACAUUACAUAUAGCUACAACUCUAAAACCAGCAAACACACCAUGCAAAGCCACUCUCUCUUACCCUUACAACCCAUCACACACAACUACUCUCACAAGCUAUUAUAACCCAUCACACACAACUACUCCCACAAGCUAUUAUAACCCAUCACACACAAAUACACCCACAAACUAUUAUAACCCAUCACACACAACUACUCCCACAAGCUAUUAUAACCCAUCACACACAAAUACACCUACAAAACCUUUGUUCCAUACCCUUAACCUGUCAAACACAUCACACACUCCCAUUUCCCCUGACUCAGCUAAUGCAUCCCCCAUAACACCCCCUAACGUUGAUAACGCAUCACAUACAACUGUAUCCUCUCUCUGUUCAAAUGCCUUAUGCACAGCUACGCAGCAUCAGUCCUCAUCCACGUCACUGACGAUCUGUAGACCACUGAUCAUGACACAGAUACACAACAAUAAAACACCUGACCCAUCAAACAGAUCAACCACUAACACGCAGAAUAACAGCACAUUUAUAAAUACACAUAUUGAACAAACCGCUGCCCUUCACACCAGCUCUCAUAACAGAUUUGUUGUUGAUCCAAUAAUGCAUGCAAAUGUAUAUGCCAAAGUAUUGUCUCUGUAUAACAAAAGUAGACACUGUAGUCCUGUCAUCGUAUCACAGACACAUCAGGAAAGACACUCUGGAAUAUUCAAUGCAUCACAGGUCACUAACCUUCCAAAACACAUCACUGAAAUAAAGAUAAACAAAGAAUGGGAACAGCAGGGACACAUUGUCACACAACAUCAGGGAGACCUUUUCACAAACCUAAAACCUGGAUCUGAGUGUCAGAUACAUUCUCACAAAGAGCACAUUCCCUCUAGCAUGUUACAUACACGUGCAAAUACCACAUUUAGAUUCAGCGUUGACAGGCAGAUAUACACAAAUUAUGCUCCAACUUCCAGCACACCACAGACACAAACAGAUCCUAAGCCCCUCAUUGCAUCAAAGACAAACACUACUGCACAUGUCAAACCCAUCACCGAAACACCAAAUCACAUAAACAAAGACUUCCGUUCCACACCAACCCCACACAAACACACAAGCCCCACACACCGACUCAUACCACAGGCCCGUCCAUACACAAUCACUGAACUCCUCACACACAAAGCCGUAAACCCCAAGUACAACCCCCUUUUGCCGCCAUCACGCAUGGCACACCUAGAAUCCUACACCCUUACCCAUUCCAAUCAGACACACCAGAUGAUCCAUCCAGUAUUUUUGUUGUCAAGUACCAUCCCACAACCCUCCCGAGACGACCCUAGGCUGGCUCACUCCCACCCGGCUGAUACAGACCUGCUGCUGCUGCCCCCCUCCCCACAGUGCAGCAGGCCAGCCCCUUUCCAUAGGAGGCUGCAGUGUGUGGAGGCCAGCCUGGCAGCCAACCAGGACAGGAUCACUACACUUCUCAACAUCAUCCAAGACCUUGAGAUGAGCCAUGCUCUCAACAUGGGUCGGCGAUGCUACAGGACAGGACAGGACCUCCGGGAGUGCUCCACCUGUCAGAAGACUGCUUGUAUCGUAUAUAGUGUGGAGUAUGACUUCAGGCAGCAAGAGAGACGUUUCUUGGAGGUUUUGUAUCCCCAGAGGGCUGACAACAACACUCCUCCCUCCCUGCCCCACAACAGCACCCUGCUGACAAACGCCAUCACUAAGACCAUGACCAAGUCCAAGGUUAAAAGCAAGAAGUUGUGCAAGAUGCUUUUCCAAUGGCUGCCAAGGACAAUUCAGGGAACAAAGUCCUCCUUUCACCAACUCUCUCCAGAUCAUUUGAAUUCCUAGCAUGUUAUUCAUGAGGUAUUGAGGUAUCCCUGUAAUAUAAGAUCUGAUGGUGUGUUCAAGACAACUGGGAACUCUGUUAAAUACAAGGUCAAAUCAAGAUGUCAGUAAUCUCCAGGUCGGAAAACCAGAGCUCUUGAAAGAGGCGGAAUUCCUGAGUCGGAAUUCUGAGUUAGAUGAACGUUCCAAAUGAUUUUUCCCUGUCGGAGUAAGUUUUUCUGAGAGUUCCCAAUUGUCUUGAGCACACUGAAGUCGGAAGUCAGAGAUUUCCAAGUUCCCAGUUGUUUUGAACUCGGCAUGAUGUCCCUAUCACAGCAAGUAGCACUUGUCUUUGUAGAAGACACCUACAUCCCUUCCUGUCCACAUGAUGGGUGUCCUGAAAUCUGAUUUGCUCCUUAAUGACUGAUUGACACCCUAUUGCCCAAUCAUGACAUAGCAUGAACAGGAAUUGCCCUUAGUAACUAUAGACCUUUGCCCAGUCUAGCAACAGUCUAUCAUAUGGAGAAAACUUCAUCCCUCAGGUUAAAAUCAUGAACUUUCAUCCAAAGCACAUGCACUAGUUGUUGAACUAGAUACAACAUCCAAAAGUUUGCUAGAUUGCAAUCACUAUUUUCAGAGCCUAUUGUAGAUGAUAGUCCAUAUUCUAUAGUAUUUUAUUGUAGCUAAGCAUCAAGUGAAGUGUUGUUGUCCUCUUACAGAUUCCCCUACCAGAUUAUCCCAGGGUCAAUGUAUAUACAUCAUAAUUUUGAAAAAUAAACCAAAGCCCACAGUACAUACUGUAAACAUUUUCUUUUCAUGUUUGAUUAAAUAUCUUAUCGCUGACA